GAGGCGGUGUAGUUCUCGGUGGGGGGGUCUGCUGCUCCUCCUGUCCUCCUAUCUACUGUGUGUCCACUCGGAGGUGGAGCAGCCGCAUCAGCGGCAGGUGGUGGAGAGUGCCGCGCACGUGACCUCUCACGGUCACCUGGACAGAAACAUGGUCCAGGACAAAGACCACAUCAUGGAGCAUUUAGAGGGAGUGAUAGACAAACCGGAGACGGACAUGACGCCACAGGAGCUUCAGCUGCACUACUUCAAGAUGCACGAUUAUGACGGCAACGACCUGCUGGACGGGCUGGAGCUGGCCACAGCCAUCUCACAUGUGCACAGAGAGGAGAGAGGGGAGCACAGCCAGCCAAUGAAAGAGGAGGACCUCAUCGUCCUUAUCGAUGAUGUUCUUAAGGACGACGACAAAAACAAUGACGGGUAUAUAGAUUAUGCAGAGUUUGCCAAAUCACUGGAGUGAGGUAUCUGAAAUUCUUCAUGUCAACAAGAACAACAACAACAACGGCAAGGAAUCUGCAGAGAGGGGAGAGAGCUGAGGAGCUGCCACCUGGGAUUUAAUUUAUUAAGUAACAAAAAAGAAGGGGGGGAAAACAAAAUGGCGUGAUGCGAGUCUGACUGGUGAACACUUGCAGGGACAUUUCUUUGUAGAUUCCUUGAAAUCAUGCCUUUUUUUGAGAGUCAGUUCAACCAAUAUCACUAACACACACAGUUUAUAUUAACCCCUGGUGGGUUUCUAACCACAGAUACAUACCCUCAUUGUAUAUGAUACAAAACAGUUAAAUGCGGGAAACCAUUAUUUUAAGAGCUGAAACUGCAUUUUCUCUCAUUUAUGUGUUGAAAAAUGACAUAACUUUAAUUUGAUUAUAAAAAUAGAUUGCUAUUUUUUUUUCUAGAGACUACUGCUUGUAAAAGUCUGAUACAAUUAAAGCCCAAUACUUUCAUUUAGUACUAGUAAAACUAUCAAUAACACAGUGGCAAAUGACAGCCAAAACUUCUUGCAUUGCUACUAAAGGGAAAUGAGAGAAUUUAUGUUGUAAUUUUGGCUGAAUUGGCCCUCUUACAUACAGGACCUCUAUAGUGUGUGUCCUUCUUUGAGGGGUACAACACAUUUAUAACACGAGCAAACACACCCUCGCUGUGUGACGCUCACCAUGGUGGACCAAAGAUUCCUUCUGUGAAUCACAUGUGUGUGUGUGUGUGUGUGUGUGUGUGUGUGUGUGUGUGUGUGUGUGUGUGUGUGUGUGUGUGUGUGUGUGUGUGUGUGUGUGUAAAACUUUGCAGAACUGAUGAGGUUAGUUUAUUUUUGAGGUUGCUCGCUAGGCACCAAAUAUAGAUGAUUUUCUGUGGCUAUAGCUCCAUGACAAUUACGGAAGCCCUGAGAGGCAAAUGAAGGAGCCAAGAAAUUGUUUUUGCCUGCAUAAAAUUAUAUCGCAUAUGUUUAUUUUCCUCUCCUUCUAUGAAACAGUUUGGGGGAAAAGGCUUGGCAAGGUGAAAAAAAACUCUGGCAAGGAUAAUUUGAGUUACUUUAAAAAAUGUGUGAAAACGGAUGGAAAAACGUUUUUGUCAGCUAAGUUUUUGGUUUUUCUCUAGAAUCAAGUGGAAUCAAGAUUUUGAUGACCACACUUUGGAUUUAGUUUGCCACACAUGAAUAUUUGUUUUCUCUUUUAAAACAUUGAGUUGUGGUGCCCUUUUGUGGCCAAAAUAAGUAUUACAAUGACAAACACGCACAAAAAAAUCAGCUUGCAAAACUUUUUUUCUCCAACUGUCGUAAUACAAUGAAGGAUCUUAGAAAUAUUAUCCCGGCCAAACCGUAUGUUUCAUCUGUGUUAAAGUAAUCAAAUCAUAGAGCAACAAUCAGUACAUAAAUGGAUCACUCAUUUUUUUUCUUUCACUUGCCUCUUAUAACUUCUGUAUAAUAGCAUAAUAAAUAUAUGAGCCAAUCACAAUCCUCUUCACUGUAGCCAGCUGAUACUUGACAUAAGUCUCACAGAGUGAAUGUAAAGCAGCAGCGCCAUACUGCUGCUCCUUCAUCACUGGAUAAGCUCCACUCAAAGCACACUGGUUGAUGCAGCUGUUUAGAAAUCGGACAGAUUUCCAGUAAAAAUCAUUAGCUGCCUUUAAAACAGAAACAGAUCAAACAUGUCAGGUCUGUGUGUGUGUCGAUCUUUAUGGAAUCCAUCUUUUUUUGAUGGAUAAAUGAAUUCUAUAUUGUGUCAUCCAGUAUUGAUUCAUCAAUCAAUAUAUCAAAAAAAAUGUGUUGUCUUUGAAAUGUGAGAUAUUAAAAAGUAUCAUCUAAA
Messenger RNA from Notothenia coriiceps (black rockcod), 2294 nucleotides. It is a transcript of the gene mcfd2, whose product is annotated as multiple coagulation factor deficiency 2, ER cargo receptor complex subunit. Bases 149 to 457 code for a protein of 102 amino acids. The record is from RefSeq and is a predicted model, not a curated record. NCBI's taxonomy places the organism in Eukaryota, Metazoa, Chordata, Actinopteri, Perciformes, Nototheniidae. The transcript is spliced from 3 exons. Gene Ontology annotation, molecular function: calcium ion binding.